Messenger RNA from Recurvomyces mirabilis, 525 nucleotides. RefSeq lists its product as uncharacterized. The record is from RefSeq and is a predicted model, not a curated record. The coding region runs from base 1 to 525 and encodes 174 amino acids. The transcript has a single exon. Lineage: Eukaryota; Fungi; Ascomycota; Dothideomycetes; Mycosphaerellales; Teratosphaeriaceae.
AUGGAGGACAUACAAGCCGAACAAGACACUGCACUCCUUCUUGCCACACAGUUUCAGAGAAGAGCUCACGAAGAACGCCUCAACCUCAAGGACACCAUCUCCAUUCGAGCCGCUCGUAUCGCCACCCUUUCCGGGGAGCUUGCAGAGGCUCACGCUAGCAUUUCUAUGCUCACAGGCAAGAUCUAUGCAAUGACGCAUGCAGCAUCGUGGGACGUGAAGACUGGCGCAGCACUUGAGGCACAAGCACAGGUCCACCUGACUCUUGUCCAAAACAUGAAGACUCGCAGGUCCAAGCUGGAAGAAGAUGGAAGUAGGGCUCAGCUUGACAGUAAAGCAGCGCGGAAGGAUCUCGCCAAUGCAGUGGGUGAGCUUCAGCAAUUGAGGGCCGAUGCGGCAAGCAAUGGAGAGCGUACUCUCAAGGAGAAGAGGUUUAUGGAGGCGGCGGUAGCAAAGGCCGCUGAGUUUCAGCAGAUUGCUCAAGACCAGCAGGCUUUGAUCAAGCGUCUCUUGGCGAAGGACUCAUGA